AUGGCUAACUCUGCAAUUUCCCUUCGUUGUAGGCAUACUGUCCUAUACUCGUUCGUGUUGGGACGACUGACGAUGGUGGAAAAUGGAUUUGUAAUCCGUUCAGUUGCCAUAAGUACAAUAACUCGACACUCGUACCGGCUGACGGUCGUUCGACGGGCGGCUGAUUCGUCGCCGACAUUUCGGCCGGAACGGAUUCCUAGAGAUAGUAUCGUAUUAUCAUUUGGCCUUGCUCAACAAGUAACUUUUGAAGCAGGACUCCAAGAGAUAACAAGAAAUUGCUGUUCUAUCUUCGGCUACGAUAUAAGAGGAGAUAGAAGGAAAGUAAAGUUCUUGUACUCCCAAAUACCCCGCACAAAUUUGAGAAAAGCUUAUGUUGGUAGCUUCAAUUGGAAGGAUACCUACACUGUAGACACGCUUUUGAAUCUGGACAACAUCACAGCAGUGGAAAUUAUGAAAAUGGACAUCGAAUCUAACGAAUACAAAGUACUACCACAGUUUCUUAUCAUGUGUCGUCCAGCACAGAUUAUGCUGGAGAUCCAUGGUAUUUCCAUGCAAACAGCCGAGCUCCUCCAAAGGAUUUCAUUACAUGGUUAUUGGUUGAUCUCUUAUGAAAUUAAUGGAGAGUAUCAUGAUUCGUGCGAGUACUCUUUUAUACACGAAUCAGCAUUUGACAAAUAUCACGUCAUCCCUUUGGCUAAGUAUCUAGACUAG
This is a messenger RNA of Cylicocyclus nassatus, 711 nucleotides long. NCBI's taxonomy places the organism in Eukaryota, Metazoa, Nematoda, Chromadorea, Rhabditida, Strongylidae. The record is from the annotation of a GenBank genome assembly.